Amphimedon queenslandica is the source of this 1466-nucleotide messenger RNA. RefSeq lists its product as uncharacterized. Gene Ontology annotation, molecular function: helicase activity. The transcript has 3 exons. The record is from RefSeq and is a predicted model, not a curated record. The annotation marks the transcript as partial. Lineage: Eukaryota; Metazoa; Porifera; Demospongiae; Haplosclerida; Niphatidae.
GUUGUUAUACAUUGUGGUUUAUUGUCUGUUCUUAGAAAUUGAUAUUAUUCAUAACUUUAUGUUAGGUCAGUCCGGUCCCCUUAUCUUCCUAUUAUUGUGUUCAUCAUUUGCUUAUGGUUUAAUGAGGAAUGGCUGUGCGUCAGUGGAUUCCUGAUAUGUAUCAACCUGCUUUUGUCUGUACCAGCUGUUUUCAUCCGGCAGACACUGCUCUUUACACUAUUGGUUGCAGGAGACCAGAUAUUCAUAAAUCAGGGUAUUGCCGGGCAGUAAUAAAUAAAGGAAUUCUAGUACAAUUGCUCGAUAAUGUUCAUCAGAGUGGUUUAAUUUACAAUUAUCCUCCGAAAGAACCGGAUACCAAAAGUUUACAUAGUUCAUACAGGGAAUCUCAACCUUCAUAUGAUGACAUGAAGCUACCAAUCACAACAGGCCACUAUAAAGCAAAGUUCACUGCCUUGCUCUAUUAUGAAGAACAAGAACACAUUGAACUAUUAAAGAAGAAGUGUGAUGGUAGCUUUGCCUUACAAAAAUGUGAACCGCCAUUUUUAAGGCAUGAUGAAAAGAGCUAUCCCCCUCAUUUCUAUUGUCUACAAGGAAUGUCAUCAGCACAGAUCAUGUAUGCUACUCAAGCCAGUAAUCGACAUGUUACUGUUAGCAUUGGCCGACAUAACUAUGUAGCCAACAUUCUGAGUUGUAAUUAUUCACAUAUUGAUGAUAAGUUAUACAUUUGUUUCAAAGGCAGCAUUCAUGGCCAGUCUCUUUUAAAAGUCAAUGCAAAAUUUGACGUUAAUCACAAUUAUUUUGUUGGCCUCAAUGAAGGAGUGAAAAGGAUAAGCAUGAAUGUUUUACAUCGUCUUAUACCUACAUCAGAAGAUUUUAAAAGCCCUCCUAGAGAUAUUGCCAUUGACAUUAGAAGGCACCCAUAUGGAGGGAUUGAUCUUGAUCCUGAGCAGUAUUUAGCAUUAGAAGCAAUACUCAGUAACCAGUGUUCAGCUCCUGUCCUGAUACCUGGUGCUUUUGGCUGUGGUAAGACUCGUCUUCUUGCUGUGGCUACAGAAUGUUUCUUCAGAGAGCAUCGUGAGACUGGAUACCAUUCACCUUGUCGUAUUUUAAUUUGUUGUCAUCACCAACGUUCUGCUGAUGUUUUUAUAGAUGAUUAUUUCAGCAAAAUGCUGUCAAAAUCAUGGCCAGUAAAAGUUGUACGUGUUACAAGCUCGCGCCAUUGUGUUGGCUAUCCUGGUUAUGUGCAAGCUGCCCAUUUUGAUAAUUCACCAUACAAGAAUGAAAAUUCCUUUCUAUUGGUCACAACAUUUGGAGGAGCCCUAACAAUAUCUAGACGGGUUGAGCCUGAUUUCUUUACUCAUAUUCUAAUUGAUGAGGGAGCUCAAUCUCGUGAACCUGAAGCUCUUAGUCCAUUUCUAAUGGCAAAUGAGAAUACUCGUAUUGUUAUUGCUGGAGACCAUCAACAG